AUGGCCUCUCCUCCAGUGACUGACUGGGCUGAGGAUGAGGUGGAAGGGUUCGGAAGAAGCUAUGAGGAAAGGCGAGGUCUAUGGAUGGGCGUUGGUGCGAAGUCACGUGGCGAGACCGUUGCUGGGCGUUCGGGCGUCGCUACAGACGUUCAUCUGGCACCGGAGCGCUCGUCCCAGUCUCAUGGGGAGCACGCUUCUGUCCAUGCCGCUGAAAGCACUGAGAUCAAGCAUAGCACUGUUCGUUCCACGCUUCCAGGAUCUGCAAAAGUGGCAAGCGCACGUAAGGAUCCCGGCAGCGCGCACCAGAGGGAGGGAAGAGCUGCGUCUUCCUGCCCACAGGAGGGCAGGAAGACGCGCUCGCCUGCACGGACGGGUAUGCGGCAAGGUCUCGACGAAGCCUUUGGGCGUAUAUCCGUGCGCGCGGAAUCACUGAAUCCUCAACCCGCCGCAACAAAGAAUGAAACAACAAACGGCGCACAGCAGGGAGCGCCUCCCGAGCCUGACGUCACGGAAGUGGAUGCCUUGAAUGCCCGCAUCGUGAAGAAUGCUCGAGACGAGGCCGAAGGGACCGAGCAGCUUCUGCGUGAAGACAGGGAGCGAGAGACGCGCUCGAGGCGUUUGUUUCCCACCGAGCCUCCCUACAGAGCGUACGUUGGUCACGUACCCGCUGGGGUCCAGGAGGAUCAGAUCCGACAACUGUUCCAUGGUUGCCAAAUCAGUCGUAUCCGAUUUCUGCGUCGAGCGCCUCUGGCACCGGAAAGCGGUAGCAAGGACCCAGGUGGAAACGCAUCAGAGCUGGACUCGGGCACAAGCACGAAACACACAGUCGUCCGCGCUGCAUUUGUGGAUUUUGCAAACGCGGAAUCCCUUUCCGAUGCGCUGAAACGUCACGGCACCCUAAUCGACGAAUGUGCAGUUGUUGUGGACAUUGCGCAAUACGCCGGGAACCCAGCAACAGCGGAUGCUUCUGGCUCAACGCGCACUGCACACAGAGGGCGGCAUUCGUAUCGAACACCCUCAGCAGCGCCUUCGGAACGUGUGGACUCGCGGUUUGCAGGCCAGCACCGACGGGGAAACGCGCCCACCAUACCUUUGAAAGGCGCAGCACUUGGGCAUCAUGUGAACGGCACUGGACGCACCGGAGCCAGCGCCCAAGGAUCGCGGAGAGCUCGGGCCUCGCGUCAGGGAUGGGUGCACGUAACAGACGGUCUCCGCCCGCAGAUACUCAGAGAGCAGGACGGGAAGGCUUCUGCAGCACCUGACAAAUCCAGUGGGUCCAUAUUGGCCCGGAACGACUUUGCAGUGCUGGCCUCGCUUGAUUCGAGUUUGUCUGACGACGAUGAAUGA
This is a messenger RNA of Cyanidioschyzon merolae strain 10D, 1347 nucleotides long. RefSeq lists its product as hypothetical. The record is from RefSeq and is a predicted model, not a curated record. Gene Ontology annotation, molecular function: RNA binding. The transcript has a single exon. Bases 1 to 1347 code for a protein of 448 amino acids. Lineage: Eukaryota; Rhodophyta; Bangiophyceae; Cyanidiales; Cyanidiaceae.